UCUCUCUCACAACAGUGAAAAGCCAGAGCUCUCUCUGUCUUCCACCAAUGGAAGAACCACCGGAGGACAGACUCAUGGAAGAGAGAGAGGAGCUCAUGGUUUCCCCAACAGGUGAUGGACAGCCAUCUCUUAGAAUGGCCCAUUUCCUGAACCCUUCUCUCUCCUCCACGGACAAACCACCCCUCAAUCUCUCUCCACAUUCUCUCUCCUCUACAACUUCCAAAACCCAAACCCAGAAAAACCCACUAAAUGUCUCCUUCAAUGGGUGGCGGGAACCACAAAAGAACUGGAAAUCUUGGGUCGAUCACAUGCGUUCUCUGCACAAACCCGUGUGGGAAAAAGCUGGAAUCUACGAAUCAAUCUUGGGUUCCGUUUACUCGAUUCGAAAAGAUUGCGAAUUGGUGACUAAAGUCGCGGAGAAAUGGUGUCCCGAGACCAACUCGUUCCUUUUUCCCUUUGGUGAAGCGACUGUCACUCUUGAAGAUAUGAUGACAUUGGGGGGUUACUAUAUUCUCGGUGACUCUGUUUUGACUCCUCUUCCACCUGGCAAAGCAUUAGAAGAAACUAGGGAAGAACUGCUUCAAGCGCGAUUAGAACUCGUGAGGGGAAGAGCUAAAAAGGCUGACCAAGGUGGCUGGUUGAAGAAAUUCAUGAAAAGUGGUAGUAGAAUCGAACACGAGGCAUUUCUUUCUCUCUGGUUGUCAAAGUUUGUCUUCCCUUCAGCCUCUGCAUAUGGUACCAUUGGAACUGAUGUGUUUCCCAUCGCUAUUCUUCUAGCCAAAGGUACAAAAAUCGCUCUUGCACCUGCUGUGCUUGCUAGCAUUUAUAGAGACUUGAGCUUGUUAAGAAAGAAAAGGGAAAAUGAUGUUUCUGCAUUGACUCUUUGGGCACCUCUUCAGUUAGUUCAAGUUUGGAUUUGGGAGAGAUUCCCGGCAUUAGGGCCACAUCCGAAUCCCAUGAGAGAUGGUGACCCGAUAUUGGCUCGGUGGCACAUGGUGAAGAAGCCAAACACCGGAAAUGUGGACUUGGCUAUGGCAUCGAGUGGAAGAUGUUUCCAGUGGCGGCCUUAUGUCAUGGCCGAGACUCAUCAAUUGAUUCAUAAGCUGUACGGUGAAACGGAUAAAUGGGUAUCGGUUAGACCCCAUUUGGUUGAAGUGUUGGAAUCGUUUGGCCGGUGCAUGAGAGUUGCUGAGCUGGUCGGACUGGAUUGUAUCGAGCAGUACUUCCCACAUCGCGUGGCGAUGCAAUUUGGAAUGGACCAAGAUGUUCCGGGGAAGGUUGUUUUCCAUUCCGAUGGAAAUUCCAAAAUUGCAUGGGAAAAUUAUAGCAGGCCUAUUUCAGAUGCAAAACUGUAUAUUCCCUCGCGUUACUUUGAGUCAGAUGUCACCACUCGAUAUCUGGAGUGGUGGAAAAACUCAAAUGGAACUAAGGGUGUUGUAAAAGAGGAAAUAUUUGAUUGUGAUUCCGAUUUUCCUCCCCAAUGCACCAGGAAAAUAGCAAAUACGGUUCCAUCCAUUCCUCCUGGCUUUCCUCCCAAAGGGACUAUCAAAACAGAAAACAAGGCUUGUUUUGAUUUUCCUUCCGUUCCUCCUGGCUUUCCUUCCAGUAUGGUUAGUAAGACUGGAAACAAUGAUUUUCCUUCCACUUUUCCCGGCUUCCCUCCCAAAAUUGUAAGUACCAGCUUGGGAGACAAUGAGUCCCCUCCCGUUACACCCAUAGUCAUUGGAACGGAAAAGAGGGAUUUUGCCAAUGAAGGUAGUACACCACCACCAACCGCUUUUAUCAAUGAAAUGAAGGGUACACAAAUGAUAGAUCCACCUUCUUCAAUGUCCGAUAAUGGAGUGCUCCAAUCGAAGGAUUUGAUGAGGAGUCCCGAAAGCAAGAUAGUGAGCGGUGAAGAUGCGGCGGAAGGAUUAGAAAGGGCUGUGGAAGAUGGAAAUGAGAUCAGGGGAGCAGGAAAUACAAGCAGUCGAGGUGAGGGAACUGUCCAUUCUAGAGGGAAAAAACCAGGACUGGAACUUGAAGCCAGGAUUGCGAAGCUUGAAAAACUGAUAGCUGGGCUGAAGGCAAAAACACUUGGAAACAGGUUUGGGUCGUAAGAAGUUUGUACAGGUCCUAUUGGCUUUUGUACGUAUUUUGGGUUUUUUCAGGGCACUAUGUUACAAUUCAGUGGUCCGGUGUUCAUAGAAAACAAGGCGUCGCCCAACGAGAGGCAGAUUUGGAUGGAGUCUCGUUCAUAGAGGAGGAGUACUCGCGCUAGCGUGUUACGGCUGUUCACAUGUUAAAUUUCGUUCAGACAUGGAUAAUGCUGCAAUGUACUCAUGCUUCUUUUUAAAUUUCGUUCAGACAUGGAUAAUGCUGCAAUGUACUCAUGCUUCUUU
Messenger RNA from Rhododendron vialii, 2381 nucleotides. RefSeq lists its product as uncharacterized. The coding region runs from base 48 to 2099 and encodes 683 amino acids. The transcript has 2 exons. Gene Ontology annotation, biological process: meristem maintenance; meristem development. Lineage: Eukaryota; Viridiplantae; Streptophyta; Magnoliopsida; Ericales; Ericaceae. The record is from RefSeq and is a predicted model, not a curated record.